Messenger RNA from Cephus cinctus (wheat stem sawfly), 2864 nucleotides. RefSeq names its product neuropeptide SIFamide receptor. The record is from RefSeq and is a predicted model, not a curated record. Gene Ontology annotation, molecular function: neuropeptide Y receptor activity; peptide binding. Gene Ontology annotation, cellular component: membrane. The coding region runs from base 818 to 2206 and encodes 462 amino acids. The transcript is spliced from 3 exons. NCBI's taxonomy places the organism in Eukaryota, Metazoa, Arthropoda, Insecta, Hymenoptera, Cephidae. Gene Ontology annotation, biological process: G protein-coupled receptor signaling pathway.
CUGAACAGUCUGCGUUCGCCUUCUAGAGAAGCUUCAUUAAACGGGCAGCAUCGGCAGAGAAGAGAAAAAAAUAAAGAAAAUUAAGAAAAAAGAGAGUAACUCCUCUCGAGGAGAGACUUGCGUGAGUCACGAGCCAAGGAAAGUGACAAGAGCUUAAAAAAAUGCGAGUCUGAAGGAAACUAAAGAAUACAAAAAAAAAAAAGAGAAAAAAAGAAAAAAUUAAAAAGACAGUCGCUCAAUUACGAAGAUACGUAUCUUACAAGAAAUCAUUGUCGUGUCGACUGGAAAAAAGGAGAAAAAAGAAAAAAGUUACCUUCGUGCGCGACUCGUGCAAGUGAUCGGCAAGUCACUUCAGCCUGAAGUUUCCCAAUGCUUAUACUGACACGUAUAUACGUAUAUACAGGUGUCGGAAGGCGUAUCGCUAAUUGCGAAAAAAAAAAUAGUGGCAGGCAUCGUUAGUCGUUCAUAGUUAACAGAAGAAGACGGUACGCGUCGCUUUGAACGGAAGAAAUUUUUCGAGACGGAAACAAUUUUUUUUUUUAAUCCAACGGUCCAAAUUUUUCUUUUUGUCAAAUCAUAAAGUGCACUCCUACUUUUUAUAUCCCUUGACGAGGAUCAUUCACGUGGUGCUUUACGACUGGAGUCGAAAGUGCUUCGUGUGAUCCUUCUCCGAGGAUCCAGGAUCAAUAUCGAUCAUCGCUACGCGCGAGCGUUUCUGAUAACGAAAUUGGUCCAUUGACGGAAUAUCAUUGUUAUUAUCGAUGAGAGUUUAAUCAUCCAUAUCACGGAUCGUCAGCCGAUACUCCAGCUCGUCCAAAUGUUGCAACCCCCUUCGACUUUACUCGAGAUGGCAUCGCUCCGACUACCGGAUUCUGAAGAAUUUGACGUUGACUCUCGUCGUAGGACCAAUGGAAAUAACGUACUGACGACUGUCAAUCCCUCUAUCAGUAAUUUCAUUGUGAAUUUCAAGAACGACCUUGGCGAUUACAUCAACAGUUCCUUGGCGGAGGUUGCCACCAUAAGUCCAAGAUCCACAAUGGAGGAAUCUGGUGGACUUUUAAAUUCCAGUGACAACGGCAAUCUGUCGAUCGAUCAGAUGCCUGAUCGUCUUUAUAGGCACAGUAUAGCCAUGACAGCUGUAUAUUGUGUCGCUUACGUGCUGGUAUUCGUUGUCGGACUUAUCGGUAAUAGUUUUGUUAUCGCCGUUGUGUAUCGCUCGCCGAGGAUGAGGACCGUCACCAACUUCUUCAUCAUGAACCUCGCCGUGGCCGAUGUACUUGUCAUCGUAUUUUGUUUACCUGCUACACUCAUGAGCAAUAUCUUCGUUCCAUGGAUCCUGGGAUGGUUUAUGUGCAAAACCGUUCCAUAUAUACAGGGUGUUUCAGUAGCUGCCUCUGUGUACAGUCUUGUUGCAGUUUCGUUAGACAGGUUCCUGGCGAUCUGGUGGCCGUUCAAGUGUCAAAUAACAAAGCGACGAGCGAGAGUGAUGAUCGUGGCAAUCUGGUUCGCCGCCCUGACCAUAACUUCGCCCUGGCUGCUCUACUUCGAUCUGGUGCCGAUCUACGCCGACGAGCCGGAUUUGAAAUUGUGCUUGGAAAAGUGGCCGCGUCAGGAAAACGAGACCAUGUUCUUCCUGAUUGGGAACUUGAUGCUCUGUUACGUCUUACCGAUGAUACUGAUCUCCCUCUGCUACAUCCUGAUAUGGAUCAAAGUAUGGCGACGUCACAUCCCGACUGAUACGAAGGACGCGCAGAUGGAGAGGAUACAGCAGAAGUCGAAGGUCAAGGUCGUGAAGAUGCUCGUGGCCGUAGUAAUACUCUUCGUCCUCUCCUGGCUGCCGCUCUACAUUAUUUUCGCAAGGAUCAAAUUGCGAGGCAAGACGCCCGUUUGGGAGGAGGAAAUCUUGCAGAUAGCGACUCCGAUAGCUCAGUGGCUCGGCUCGAGUAAUUCCUCGAUAAAUCCGAUACUCUAUGCUUUCUUCAAUAAAAAAUAUCGACGCGGCUUUAUGGCCAUUCUCAAGAGCGGAAGAUGCUGCGGGAAGCUGCGCUACUACGAGACCGUAGCCAUGAUGUCAUCUUCCACCAGCAUGAGGAAGUCCUCGUACUACGUCAAUAAUAACAAUUCCUCGACAAGGAGGACCUGCCACGGUCCACCGGUACAUCAGGACAGCAACGUAUCUUACAUAUUUAAUCAGACCGGCGUCUAAGAGCAAUCUGACCAAGUUCCAGGAAUCAAGUAAGACCUCGCAAGCCGUGCGCCUCUUAAUCGAGGAUCGAAAAAUACCCAGGCGGGUUUAAGAGCCGCUCCGAGAUAUAUUGUUGGUCGCGUAUGAUCGUUGGAUUGUUGCUCGGAGUCGGAAGCCAUUAUCGUGAUUUGAUUACGAGGAUAAUCAAAUAAAGUUACCUAUAUAUGAAUUUAUAGGGAAUUCAUGACUUUUGACGCAGUUUAAUCAUAAUUUUGAUGAUGAUGAUCGAUGAUUACUAUACUCAUUGGAAAGGCAUCGGAGUCAUGAUCUAAGAUUGAUAGUUCACUCGAGGGUCUUAAUUAAUAGGAUCCUUAAUUAGUAAUUAAUUAUACACACACUCACUAUGUAUACACAUACACAUUAAUUAUUCUUGCUAAGGUUUAAUAACGUUAUAUUAUUGUACUAUCAUACGUUACGCACAUAACGUACAAAUGACUCCGGAGUAUAACGAUAUGACGCUUGUGAUAAGAGAGUGGAUACACUUUUCUUUUUUUUGGAAGCAAAAUAAGAAAAAAUUUUAUUCUGUAUUCCGCGAUCGUGGAAAUUAAAUUGCUCGACGAUUCCACUAGUCACCAGACUUGACGCUUCGAUGACACGGGCUGUCAAAAAAAAAAAAAAA